CCUUCCCUUUCAGACCUACUGCAGUCUAAAGACAUGGACCUAUAUUUAGACAUUCAUUUAAACACAUGAAUAAAUGAAAGAAAAUGUUUCAACACUUCUGUCUUUCAGAUGACUCCAAGGAUCAGCAUGAAUACUUCAUGUUCUCUGACUUCUGGUGUUAUAUACCAUCCAGAAACCCAGAGGAGGUGCAGUAUCUGAUCGACUGGUACUUCAACAUGGAGUUUACCAUGCAGUACAACAGCUCUGCUGGGGGGUGGACGGGCUUCACUCCAGCUGGAUUCAUCACAGCAGCUGCAUUCAAUGCAGACAAACACGACGUUUUCCAGAGAGUGUUGGAGAGAAAACUUGUGUGUCAAAGAAGUGUUGAGAUCAUUUAUGAAAUGACAGAGAAAGCGACAGUUGAACCCAGUGUAAGUCUCCAGGUAUUUGAGGACGAUAACUCCAUGCUCGAGUGCAGCGCUCUGGAUUUCUACCCCAAAGACAUCAGGCUGACGUGGUUCUCCAACGGACAGGAAGUGACUGAAGGUGUGACUUUUAGUGAAGUGUUGCCAAACGGAGAUUGGACCUAUCAGGCUCACACAUACCUGACGUUAACACCUGGACAGCAGAACCACAUCAGCUGCAUGGUGGAGCACGCCAGCCUCAAAGAGACCAAUAUUUAUAACUGGGAGCCUUCAAUGAACCGAACUGAUCUCAACUACAUCAUCGUUGGAGUCUGUGCUUUGCUAUUAGGAGCAGUGUUCCUGUGCGGGGGAGUGAUCUACGACAAACGGAAACGGAGAUCACUGACUGUCUGAAGUCCAAUCUUUCAAUAUUAUUAAAAAGUGUUAAAUACUUAUACGGAAUAUAUUUGUAUAGCACUGUACUACCUUCCAUGAAGGCCCAAAGUGCUUUAAAUUCACUGAUGGUGGAUAUCUAUCACAGCAGUGCGAGUACAUAGUGUCAAAUCUGGCUUGUGUGUAAUACGAGUAUGGUUGAGUACAUUUUGCUACUUAUUUUUAAUGGUUGUUAAUUAAUUUCUACAGUAUUUUUGUUUCACUGCUUAUUUUUUUUUCCUCAGUAAAAACUCCACUAGGGUGAGGUGUAGCAAAUUAGCUAUGGCUAUAAACACUGUAAUACAAGCAUCAGAUUGUUCCAAGGCAAUGAUCUAUAUUCUUUUGUAUUUGUCCCUAUCAAAUAAGCAAUAGUUAACGUUUCUAUGGCAAGAAGAUGUUAAGAAAAGGUAUCAGAGCCAGAAUAUUUAUUCUGACCAAAAGAAUGACUGAGUAUUUACUGCUUAUUUCUCAAAAGAAGUCAAUGUAAUUCAGAAUUUUUGGAGCCACAGGUAUUUUCUAUUUGGAAUGGGAGGGGGGAUGGGUCACUCUGUCCAGUUCUCAAUAUACAGUUUAUGUUUUUACAAACCCAGUUACCAUGCAGCACGGUCUGUGUACGUUUUACUGUUUUGAUUUCCCAAUUUUACCAAAGCCUAGAGCAGGGGUCUGUAACCCGAGGCUCUGGAGCCACUUGCGGCUCCUUUAUUCCUUUGGCUUUGAAGAGAACUUCAAACUUAACUAAUUAAUUAUUUUUUGUUUACAUUUUUGACGUGUCAGAUAGGCCUAACUGAUCAAAAUGACAGUAAAAGGUUUCAUCUACUGUCAAAAUGGUUUAUAAUCAGAGUGACAUUAUUUUAUUGCACUAACAUGUAUAGAUUUCAAAAUAAUUUGGAUUCUACACUAAUGUUGUCCUGUUUUUGUUUUGUUUUUUUCAAAAGGCUGAAGGAAUACAAAAGUUAAUAACAGAUAGUCUCAUGUUUCUUGCAUUUUAAUGAAAGUAAAUCUGCUGCAGUUGGAGAAUCUGACUAAACAUAGGAUGUGUUUUAUUUUGAAAGGAACUUUGAUAUGCCAUUGUCAAAAGCAGAAGAAGUUAAAUUUGUAAUAUAUAGAAAAACUCAGUUGUUAAGAACAUUUCAAAGCUAUAUUUUAUAAAUGAAUGGCUUAAUGGCCACAAAAGCAUACAUAAAGUGCAUUUUUUGUGAUUUUAAGAUGAAACUUUGAGGCUUUCGCUGAGAUUCGGUGCAUAAGAACCUGAACUAAAGGGCCUAGAGAAACAAGACCCAGCAGCACCACUUUUGUCUCAUUGUUCUCUAGCGUUAUAAUGACACAGGUCAGAACACGAGACAAAGUCGCUGCCCAGGGGAGCUCUUCAAACACAAUGUGGAAGCGUACUUCCUUAUCGUUGCUAUUGAACGCUAGAUUUCUGUUCUUAAUCUGUUUCUUACGUGUCCAUCUGUAAGUUUAGUAAACUUCCUCCACUUUGUGGUAUGAAUAUUUCGUUAAUCAGAAGCUUAUUUUGGUGUGUUUUCAGAAUAAGAUUGCUUUUUGCACUUUCUUAGAAAUUUGAGCUUUUUUCUUUUGAUAUUUGACCAGGCUUUUUGUUGCAGAUUUUUAGUGUUUUGAACUUACUGUAAGAGAGAUUUAAGCAGUUACUGUUUUUUUCAUUACCUGUGACAAUAAAUAUAAAAAAUGCUGCUUAUCAUAUUUUAACCAAUGUAAGUUUGAGACAUUUGUUGCAUGUCAAAUUUAUUGUAAUAGCUUAUUACAACUUAUAAUGAUGUAAUUAAUUUUCUCAAAGAACCACUCUGAUGCAAACUGUAGGGUUUUUUGUGUUUUUAAAAUGUUCUUGAUGUAUUUUAUGUCGAUGGAGGUCACACAUAAAGACAAUUAAGUUCAAAAUUGCAUUUAUGAGUAUUUUAUUCAAAUAGUUGUGAAUUGAGAGCAGAUGAAAAAUGAGCUAAUUUGUGAUGUUUAAAAUGCACUUGGCGGGCAGCAAUCUCCCUGCUCCACUCCAUUCUGAUGCAUUCACUUGUAGACAAUUAGAAUUAUUAAAGAAAUUCAGAAUUUCUCUAAUAAUUCAGUAUCAAAUCAAAUGUUAUAGUUAAAAAAAGUGAUUUUCUUGCUUUGAGUAGCUCAAGUGUUCCCUUUAUUAAAAAGAAAGCUGUGCUGGUUAAUCUUUGACUUUAUAGCAUCACACCAAAAAAGCAAUGUAAGGAUUUAAAACAUUUGUAGAAAAAACUACAAGCAGAUUCUGCAGCCUAUAACAGAUCUAAGACAUUAGUGCAGUUUCUGACCAAUGUUUACCUUCUUUUUUGUUAUAAAAAAUAUAUAAACUGAGAAACAACAUUAAAAGAAAAACAAAAAAUAUAUAUUUAAAGUGAUAAUAAUAGUAAUUAGAACAUGCUAUUGAUGGGAUUUCCUCUGACACUUGCCUAUUUUUACCUUUUUUAUAUAUGAAAAAAUGUUUUUUGAAAAAAAUGAACAAAUCAAGGUAAACCUCAGCAUUUUUAAGCCAGUAACACAAUGCUUACACACACUAGACACAGAUGAAGCAGAAAACUCCAUCUCCAUGGAGACAGUAAACAGAAGGCAGCCACACAGCUGAAACAUUAGCCGGACAGUGGAGAGGAACCGAACACUCAGGACAGAUGGCGAAUUCCCAGCAAACAUCCAAACCCGUCAACUUUGUGCAUCAGGAUGAAAUCUGGAAAGCACAUCUAAAAACUGAGAAGGAUUCAGCAGACCUCUGGCCCCACAAAUGGGGCUUCCUGGCUGAUGUCUACAAGGAGUAUGAAGAGGAGCAUGCAAAGCUGAUGGAGACCGUAAAUGGAGGUCCUCUUCAGAGUACCACCAGACCUCAAACCCCUCCAGGAAAGAACGUACACGUCGAGCCGUCCCCUCCCAUUCCUAAGACGAGUCAGGGUUUCAUUGGUUGGCGUUCCGGUCAUGCACAUCUUCAGCUGGAGAAACAUAACACGGUCAACCACAGGAGGCGUCGCCUUAAUAAAGGGACUUGCAGCUAAAUGGGACCUACUGCAACCAAUGACUGCAAUCAAUGUCUCAACUUGUUACUAUGUCUGAGCUAAAAGUGAAUUAUAAUACACACAACAAUGGUAAAAA
Oryzias melastigma (Indian medaka) is the source of this 3932-nucleotide messenger RNA. RefSeq names its product boLa class II histocompatibility antigen, DQB*0101 beta chain. Gene Ontology annotation, cellular component: membrane; MHC class II protein complex. Bases 84 to 797 code for a protein of 237 amino acids. NCBI's taxonomy places the organism in Eukaryota, Metazoa, Chordata, Actinopteri, Beloniformes, Adrianichthyidae. Gene Ontology annotation, molecular function: MHC class II protein complex binding. The transcript has 6 exons. The record is from RefSeq and is a predicted model, not a curated record. Gene Ontology annotation, biological process: immune response; immunoglobulin production involved in immunoglobulin-mediated immune response; peptide antigen assembly with MHC class II protein complex.